GAUGUGUCAAGUCUCUCUGGUGAGCCAGCACACUUCAUCAUGUCACCCCGAUCAAUGGAGCCGACGAGCCUGCACGUACAGAGCUCUCUAAGCACAAGGACAGCUCUCGUUCUGCAUGUUAACGAUGACUCUUCUUCUGGCUCGAUUCCGUCCAAAGCUAACGCGUCUGCUUGAUUGACCGAUUACCAAUCUGGAUGUCGACGGGGUAGAUACUGAUGCCGAGCAAAACGAGCAGGGGCCGCGAAGCUGUUGUUCUACUGGUGAGCUCUUCAUCUCACAGUAUCUCUCAACCUCUCCUCAGCGCAAUACCGUAGUGCGUCAGAGUAUCGUCGACGAGCCAACAUGGAGCAUACUGCAAUGCCCCCACCCCACGUCUCAUCGAGACGCACGCUGUUCAUGAGGGUCCUUGAGGAUCAUUAUCGCACUCAUCUGGAAGCAUACCGCUGGCUCACUAAGGCAAUUGAUGAGUACCUCUCAGGAGGUAUCAGCCUCGAGGCCAUGUGGAUCUGGGUCUAUGCCUCUUUGAUCAACACACAUUCUCUGAACUUGGUUCCCCAUUUCAAGAUUUUCAUGCCUGUGGAUUGCGACUUUGGAAACCUCGAUCAGCUCUCGGACGAGGUCGCAAAGAUCAUCGAUGAUAAUGAGCUGAUGGAGCAACUGUGUUACAAGCAUGACCUACCUUUCUCGGACCUUGAUUGGGGAACGUUCGACUUGAGGCGCAGAGCUGCGCGUCUUGCGGAUGUCGAAGCGCGUCUCAGAGGACAGAGAGGUAUUGAGCCGCUGUCGGAAGUUGAGGUGAUGAUGGCUCGCGCCCUCGAGCUUGCCGUGCCCUUACCGAUCCUCUCGCCAGCCGCCAGCCAGCUGGCUCCUACUGAAGGUGUUAGUUUGGUCAGCUAUUACGCGGAUUCAAACACAACCCGCAGUAGCCAGCCUGAGAUUGUACCUGAGCCCGCACGCUUCUACGACGCUGUCAGAGAUCAGAUCAUCCUCAAGCCUGUCAGCCAUACUUCGCGCGCUGCUACCAUCACAGCUCAACUCGGACACCCAAUCACUACGCAGCAGUCCGCGCACAACAAAAACAAUCCCGAGAUGUCGCAACAAGCCUCCGAAUCCGACGACGCCCCUCGUAUCAGACGCCCUGAUGAUUCGGGUCGUCCUGUACGCAACGAAGAGUUGAAGACCACCAGACACGCCCCUGAGUUCAUCGACCCUUCUCUCACCAUGUCGGACUUCACCUUCGAGAUGCCGCGCAACGGAAGCACUCAGCGGAUUCCAGAGCAUGCCCCAUCUCCCAAACCCACCAACCCUGUCUCUUCUCCUAAGUACAAUGGUUUCGGCGAUCCUAUCUACCCUGUCGAGUCGAUCAGCACCGUCAAGCAGCCCACCAUUGUCAAGCCCAGUCUCCCCGAAAAGCCUGCCGCCUCGAUCCCAGCUGCUGCUCCUGUUCACCAGAGAACCGUCUGGAAGUCUCCUUGGAAGAAGCUCCCCAUCCAGCUCGCCGCUCCUCCUUCCAAUCUCCCAGAAUCCAACGAAAGUCACUUCUCUGCGCGCAAACGUCGAAAUCGAUUAUCAGUUACUAACAACAAGUUUCAGCCGGGCUACCACGGAAAGGGCAAGCAGCGCCAGGGAGGCCCAUCUGCUCAGCAGACCGUCGCCAACUCCAACUUCAACGAGUACGAAGGACCUCUCCUCAAGCCCAUGUACCAACCUCUCCCCAGCCCUGUCGAGUUCAUCGAGCCUCUGAGUCCCGUUCAUGGUGCUCAGCAGAAUGGUCUGCCUCCUCUGCCCCCUGUUCCUGCUCCCAAAAUGGACGGUCUGUCUACUCAGAAGCAGGCCGAGCUUGUUUACCAGCAGCUUCUGGCUGUGGGUGAACGCCAGAAGGCUGUCACUGGCAAGUACAGAACUCUUGCCGAUGAGCAGGGUGUUCAGGCUGCCAAGAAGCCCGAGAAGGGUGCUGGUGCUGGCAGUCGCUAGACAACCAGAGUGGAGCGAUGAUGGUGAUUAGUAGAUCACAGGAUUGUAACGAUAGAUACAAUGAUGGUCAGAUUAUCAACAAGGGCUCACAAGGAAGUGAGCAAUACAUGUAAAUGAGUGAACGAAACCAAGAAUUCCACUCCGUCCG
This is a messenger RNA of Aureobasidium subglaciale EXF-2481, 2122 nucleotides long. RefSeq lists its product as uncharacterized. The transcript has 2 exons. Lineage: Eukaryota; Fungi; Ascomycota; Dothideomycetes; Dothideales; Saccotheciaceae. The record is from RefSeq and is a predicted model, not a curated record. Bases 343 to 1974 code for a protein of 543 amino acids.